Chrysemys picta bellii (western painted turtle) is the source of this 3875-nucleotide messenger RNA. It is a transcript of the gene TMEM161B, whose product is annotated as transmembrane protein 161B. The record is from RefSeq and is a predicted model, not a curated record. NCBI's taxonomy places the organism in Eukaryota, Metazoa, Chordata, Testudines, Emydidae.
UCACGGCGGCGCAAGCGCACAAGAGGCACCUUCCUGUCCCCAUCCCCUCCCCUGUUCUCCGAGUCGCGGUUUGUUUGUGCCAGUGGCCUCAGUGCGUCAGGCUCAGCAGCCCCUGCCUCGCUCACGACCCUCCCCCCGGAGAACGAUCCGAGCAGGCGGCCCAGCUCCAACCCCAGCCCCCUACACCUCUUCUUCCGAUCGGCCGGCUGGCCCCUUAACCACCUGCGCUCACUGCCCCAGCCCCUCCUCCGCAGCCCGUCCCUCACGCGGGGCCCGCCGGGCAGGGGUGGGAGGAUAGCGGGGUAGAAGGUGUUGGGAACUCAGGUGGGCGCCCUAGAUCAUUCUGUCCCUCGCGGCGUGGGGUCGCUGGUGGUGACCUUCCGUGUCACGUGAUGGGGUCCCGCCGCCGCUUUAAGCUUUCUGCGGUGUAGGGUGCCCCUGUCGCGCCUGACGGAAAGAAGCCGGCAGAGCUACUGUUGUUGCCCCGGGCAGGCGGCUGUCUGUCUCCCUGCGUGUUGUCAGCCGCCCCGGCGAGGCGAGAGAGGCAGUGGAUCUGGUGCGGGGUGGAGUGCGGACUCCUGUUUGUGAAGGCAAUUGGCUUAGCCACUCUAAAGGUCCUUGGGCGGUGGGGUCCUGCCGUGACCUUUGUGAGGUGUGAGCCGGGCAGAAGCCGGUGCGGGGCCGGUGUCUGCCGGGGUGCCUGGCUUGCUACGCGCCGAGACCACCCCCCGUGCCAACCUUCGGCAGCUGCCUGUGCGGGGCACGCGCGGAUUUAUGUGCUGGGAGCGGGGAGAGGCCGGGCGGCUGGAGUGGCAGCGGGAGGCGGCAGGAACAUGGGUGUGAUAGGUGUACAGCUCGUGGUUACCAUGGUGAUGGCUAGUGUCAUUCAGAAGAUCAUACCUCACUAUUCUCUAGCUCGUUGGCUUCUCUGUAGUGGCAGUUUACGAUGGUAUCAACAUCCCACUGAAGAAGAAUUACGAAUUCUUGCAGGGAAGCAACAAAGGGGGAAAAGCAAAAAAGAUAGAAAAUAUAACGGUCAUAUUGAAAAUAAACCCCUAACCAUUCCUAAGGAUAUUGAUCUUCAUCUGGAAACAAAGUCAGUUACUGAAGUGGACACUUUAGCAUUGCAUUAUUUUCCUGAAUAUCAGUGGUUGGUGGAUUUCACAGUUGCAGCUACAGUGGUGUACUUGGUAACUGAAGCCUACUACAGUUUGAUGAAGCCCUCACAGGAAAUGAAUAUCAGCAUUGUCUGGUGUCUGCUUGUUUUGGCUUUUGCCAUCAAGACACUGUUCUCAUUGACCACUCACUACUUCAAAGUAGAAGAUGGAGGUGAAAGAUCUGUCUGUGUCACAUUUGGCUUUUUUUUCUUUGUCAAAGCCAUGGCAAUCCUUAUUGUAACUGAAAAUUAUCUAGAAUUUGGACUUGAAUCAGGGUUUUCUAAUUUUUCAGAAAGUGCAGUGCAGUUUCUUGAAAAGCAAGGUUUGGAAUCCCAGGGUCCGGUGUCUAAACUAACCUUCAAAUUGUUCCUGGCUGUUCUUUGUUCACUUAUUGGUGCUUUUUUGACAUUCCCUGGCUUACGACUGGCUCAAAUGCAUCUGGAUGCUCUGAAUUUAGCAACAGGAAAAAUAACACAAACAUUGCUGCAUAUAAACUUCUUGGCACCUUUACUUAUGGUCUUAUUGUGGGUAAAACCAAUCACCAAGGACUACAUUAUGAACCCACCUCUGGGCAAAGAGAGCGUGCCUUUAAUGUCAGAAGCAACAUUUGACACGGUACGACUGUGGAUAAUUAUCCUAUUGUGCACUUUACGGUUGGCCAUGAUGCGCAAACACCUGCAAGCCUACCUUAAUUUAGCACAGAAAUGUGUGGAUCAGAUGAAAAAGGAGGCUGGCAGAAUAAGUACAGUUGAUCUGCAGAAAAUGGUGGCCCGAGUAUUUUAUUACCUUUGUGUAAUUGCAUUGCAGUAUGUGGCACCUCUGGUAAUGCUGCUUCAUACAACUCUGCUUUUGAAAACACUAGGUAAUUAUUCCUGGGGCAUCUAUCCAGAAUCUAGCUCUGACUUUCCAAUGGAGAAUAGUCCACUUCCCAAUUCAGUUUAUUCUGAGUCUCCACCUGCUGAUGGAAAGAUGAAGGUAACUGUAGUACAAAUAACAAUGGCAUUGGGCAGCCUAAAGAACAUUUUCACUCCUCUCCUGUUCCGAGGACUCCUGUCUUUUCUCACCUGGUGGAUUGCUGCUUGCCUCUUCUUCACAAGCCUUUUUGGGCUUUUCUAUCACCAGUAUCUGACUGUGGCAUGAAUAAUCAGCUCACAAAGGAAAUAUCUGAAGUUAACUUCUCGAUUCAAACCCAUGUACCCCCAGAGGGGCUGAAGAAAAAAAUGGAAGAAUGCAUACGUGAAGAAAAAACACAUAUCAGAUUUUAUUCUUAAAUGCUUCCUCUGUAUUCUCAGGGUGAAUAUUGUUGUUUAAAAUCACAAGUGGGUUUAACUUUUGUUACCGAAUGGUAGGUAACUAACUGCUGAAUUAUGGUAUUGGAACUGUGACUAACCUUUCUAUGUGGCUGAUAUUGGAGGGCUAGUUAAAAGGGUAGUGCCUGUGAGUACCUGGCUUUCCAUUAACACUAAGCUGCCCUCAAAACUUUUGUAUAUUACUUCAGUCGUUGACUGAUGACUCUUAGUGGUAUUGAGGUACAGGUAACACUAAUGGUGGCUGCCUAGUUAAACAAUCUUGAAACUGAGCCAUACAAUGGGAAGAGAAAAUAAUUUCUGUUGGAACGAUAUUGAUCACUUUUCUGUGUGAAAAGCAAAAAAAUCCAACAGGGCAGAAGAAAUACUGUAUAUUACAGUAAAGAAGGCUAUGUAAUAUUUGAGUUUAGGGUAGGAACAAAUGCAUGGACUCCGCAAGUAUUGCUGCCUAAGUAGUGCAGGAAUGCUCAUGCUGUAAGAAGAAUAUUCUAAAAAUAUAUAUUGUCUCAAUCCCUGCAGUCAUUUUAAAGUAAUGAAUGGCCAUACAAACCCUCGCAAGUACAGUAUUGGUGCUACUAUUGAUCCACAAAUUCCAUUUGGGUCUUUUAAAUUUUCAUUUUUCCAGGUAAUGGACAAAUUCCAUUCAAUUCACAAAAUAAUUGGAAUAGAUUAUCAACACUGAUCAAAGUGUUUAAAAAGAGUAACUAUAAUCCUGCUGAGUAUGUAUGUAUCUGUAAGUAUAUAUAUGUAUAUAAAUAUAUAUUAUAUAUUAAAUAUAUAAUAUAUAUGGAGUCUAUAAAAAUAAAUAUUGAAUCUUUAAGUUGCUGAAUGUAUGUUACAGGGCAGUGGGACAGCGACAUGUAUGUACCUAAUAAGUUCAAGAUCUCUUUUUGAAUGAAAAUUAAAUUUUUUUGAAAGUUCAGCUGAAAGGGCUAUUCAUUUUUGGUGCCUCUACAAAGGUACUUAACUUUAAUAAAGAACCUUUGCAAUUUUGUUGAAAGAGAUUCACCCAGAAGUUGUUACUCUUAUCUUUCCUGCUCUCUGUGAUCAUCGUUUGUUAGUCUAAUGUGAGAUUAUCCUGUUGAUGUUGAAAUAUUGAACAUCUUUUAGUCUCAGAAAUGUAUUUUCUGUACAUUAAUUUUAAAAUGUAUAGUAAAGAGGAGUAAAGUAUUAAUUUGACAAGUUUUGUUUAGUUUGAAUAACAGAUCCUAAGUUGAGUACUUUGAGAACAAAUUAGAAUGACAAUUUUUUUUUUCAUUUGCUUUGUGUAUACUGUAAUCAGAAAUGUGGGAUUGGGAAUUAAUUUUUAAUCUUAAUUUUACUUUUAAAAAAAAAGUGCACUGCAGAAAGAUAUCUGUGUUUAGUAUGACAAAGUAAUAUUAGCCAUACAUAGAAAAUAUGGGUAACGCUU